Molecule: messenger RNA, 1509 nt
Organism: Pelagomonas calceolata
Lineage: Eukaryota; Pelagophyceae; Pelagomonadales; Pelagomonadaceae
Source: the annotation of a GenBank genome assembly
GCAGCCUCAUCGCAUUGCGUGACAGCAGCGGAGCGUAUUGUUGCGUGCACGUGCUAAAAGCAGUCUGCACCGCCGCAUAAAUCGUAGACGAGCCGUCUUGGCAUCUGUGCGACAUCACGCUGCGCAGCACUCACUCCACCAGAGACAGCGACGCAGCUGUAUUUUGGCAUUUGUGCGACGCUCACAUCCACCAGCGACGUGUGAGAGGCAAGAGCGAUGCUGCGCACCGCUCUCCGGCUCGCACCACGCUUGACGCUCGUCGCUGCGACAGCAGCGAGCUGCCAGGACGAUCCCUACAAAACGCUCGGGCUCGACCGCAACGCCACUCAAGACGACAUAAGGCGCGCGUAUAAAAAACGGGCCGCGAAGGCGCAUCCCGACCACGGCGGCGACGCCGAGGAGUUCAAACGUCUCGCGGCGGCCUACGCGACGCUGGGCGAUGAAGAAAAACGCAAGCGGUACGACGCCGGAGGUUUUGACUUCAGCGGCAGCCAGUCGCAGGGUUUCCCGGCCGGCGGCGCGUCGGACUUCGGCGACGCGUUCCGGCUCUUCGAGGAGAUGUUCGGCGCAGGCUUCGCGGGCGGGCCGCAGCAACGGCGCCGGCGGCCGCGCGUCGUGCCGCGCGAGGUCAGGCUCAAGCUGUCGCUCGCCGACCUGUUCGAGGGCGGGUCCUUUUCUGUUAAAGUGCCGCGCACGGUCGCGUGUUCAAGUUGCAAGGGCCGCGGUGGCACGGUCCAGACCUGUUCGAGUUGCCAGGGCCGCGGCGUGACGGUCGUGGACCGACGGUUCGGCGGGUCCGUCGUGCGCACGCAACGGGCCUGCGAUAGUUGUGGCGGCGCCGGCGAGACCCUCGUGGACCGGUGUUCCAAGUGUCGCGGCGAGGGCGUCGUCAAGGAGCCGGGGCACUCGAUCAAUGUGAAAAUUCCGCCGAACGCGCGCGACGGCUACGCGACGACGCAAAAGGGCGCGGGCGACGACGUCUUCUACGACGGCGGCCACGUGCGGCGCGACGUCACGGUUGUAGUCGAGGAGGAAUCGCAUGCUGAGUUACAGCGCGUGGGCUCUGACUUAGUGUGCGCGAAGCGCGUGCCUCUGUUAGACGCGCUGACGGGCUUUGCGAUCGACGUGCCCACUGUGCAACGCGAAGAUAAACGAGGAAAGGCCUUCGUCGUGCGGGCCGACGCCGGCGACCUGCCCGUGGCGCCCGACGACGUCUGGAUCCUGAAGGGCGAGGGCAUGCGCGACGCCUCGGGCAGGCGCGGCGAUUUACUCAUUCGGUUUGUCGUCGAGUUUCCGAAGACGCUGCCUGACGAAGACGACCGCCGCGGGCGCCUCGCUCCACUCUUGGGCGGGAGCUCGUCGGCACCCCUGCCGCCGUCGAAAAGAGGCCUCUUUGGCGGCCUGUUCGGCGGUGGAUCCGGUGGUGGCGCGGACGAGGGCGCCGUGGCGCGGCGGGCGCCGAAGGCGCGCGUUGAGGAUCUUUAUCGGCGGCGGCGCGCGGCGCGCUAG